Emericellopsis atlantica is the source of this 1773-nucleotide messenger RNA. RefSeq lists its product as uncharacterized. NCBI's taxonomy places the organism in Eukaryota, Fungi, Ascomycota, Sordariomycetes, Hypocreales, Bionectriaceae. The record is from RefSeq and is a predicted model, not a curated record. The coding region runs from base 1 to 1773 and encodes 590 amino acids. Gene Ontology annotation, molecular function: zinc ion binding. The transcript is spliced from 3 exons.
AUGGCGUCUCGCGGUGAUGGCCAGUCGCGCGGCCGUCUGGAUGCCACGGGUGACAGAGAGGUAGUUUUCUGUCACGCCUGCUCCAACGAGUGGUACCGCGACCAGCAUGGCUUGAUCUGCCCGCAGUGCGAGGGGGAUAUUAUCGAAAUCGUUAGUCCCGAGAACGACCCUCGUGAACCUCUCCACGACCCUCCGCCAUCGUCGCCUCCGCCCGAUCGAUCCCAGCAGCGGCAGGGUGCCUACGACUCUGACCCCGACGAGGCUGAUAUCGAGGAGCACUUGCAGGGCCAAGACGGGUUUCACUACCAUCGCAAUACCCGAACUGGGCAGCAAGGACAACAUCACGAUCCCGAGAUGGAGCCGGUGCUCAACCGCUUCCUGGACAUGAUCAGCGGCUUUGGCGGCGGCGGUCGCAUGCCCCAUGUGCAUGGUCACAAUGGGAAUCUGGACGAGGCCAUGUCCGACAAUGCUGGCGAUGGUCAGAAUACCGAUUCGGAUCAAGGCCGUGCCCACCAUCCGCACCACCACCAUCACCACCACCACGUUCAUCGCCGGCAGCACGGCUUCGCCACGUCAAAUUUGGGCCCAAACGCGACAGUUCACCGUGUUGUCAGCAACAUCGGUGGAGGUGGCGGCACUGCUAGCUUUACUAUCUACACGAGAACAGCCGUUCCGCGUACGGGAGACGACGGAAUGUGGGGUGAUCAAGGCUUCCAACAGCAUUUCAACAACAUAUUAGAGAAUAUGGGGCCGCCCCGUGGGGCCCAGCAAGACCAGGACUCCGACUCAAACAUCGGAGGAGGAGGCCCUGCCAUGGGGCCUGGGCCCGGUGACUUUAUCGCCAGUCUACAAAGAAUGAUUGCCCUUAUCGACCCGGCCAAUGCCGCGGUUGGAGAUGCGGUAUACUCACAGGAAGCUUUGGACAGAAUCAUCUCCAAUCUCAUGGAGAACAACUCGAGCUCCAACGCGGCUCCACCAGCUACAGACGAGGCGCUGGCCAAGUUGGAUCGCAAGCCAGUCAGCAAGGAGAUGCUGGCCCAGGAAACAAAGACGGAAUGCUCCAUUUGCAUCGACGAUCUCGUCGAGGGCGACAUGGCGCUGUUUCUACCCUGCAAGCAUUGGUUUCACGAGAAAUGCGUCGUGAUGUGGCUCAAGGAGCACAACACCUGCCCCAUAUGCCGCACGCCUAUUGAGAAGCGCGAGUCUGGAGCUGGUGGAAGCAACGACAGCAACACUGGUAGUCGAUCGGCCAACACAUCAUUCAACGAUCCUGGUUCCAGUUCCCAAGCGCCAAACGCUGGGGUGAGGACUUACCUGAGCUGGCUAGGCGGCGGCGGUCCAUCCAGCAGCAACAUAGGCACACCAACUGGCCAUGCGUCGGGUCAGUCUCCCAUACCCAGUCCCAGUGCUCGACCCCCAAGCCAAAGCCAGAGUCGGCUCAACGAGGCUAUGCGGAGUAUAUCGGCAAGACAGACUGCGCAGCGGGACCGUGACCGAGACACAGGCUCCUCAACUAGCCUCAGCUUUGACACGUCGUCCAUGCAAAGACGCAACUCCAUGUCCCCGACCAGUUCCCGUGCAUUCCCCGCGUCGUCGUCUCGGAUUAGGCAGAGGAGUCCGUCGCGAGGCAGCGGCAACUGGGCGACGGCUGAUGAAGAGUCAGCCUCGCAAUCUGCUCGUUCUGGUGGCGACGGUGGCAGUGGCGGACCAUUGAGCUGGAUCCGCGGCCGUCUCGGUGGCAACGGACCCUCCCGUGAUGCAAGGCCGUCGUAG